This is a messenger RNA of Dothidotthia symphoricarpi CBS 119687, 1735 nucleotides long. Its product is annotated as MFS general substrate transporter. The transcript has 5 exons. NCBI's taxonomy places the organism in Eukaryota, Fungi, Ascomycota, Dothideomycetes, Pleosporales, Dothidotthiaceae. The record is from RefSeq and is a predicted model, not a curated record. Gene Ontology annotation, biological process: transmembrane transport. The coding region runs from base 152 to 1591 and encodes 479 amino acids. Gene Ontology annotation, molecular function: transmembrane transporter activity. Gene Ontology annotation, cellular component: membrane.
CUGCAUCUGUGUCUCUGGUUUGUUUUUCCCCCCAGAUCACCAGGUUCUGGAGAUUCACCGGUCUUCUCUUCAUAUCUCUUCUCCAUAUCUUACCUCUUUCACACCCCCCCUUCAGAUAUUUUCUUCAGUUCGCUUUCAGCUACCGCCCAUCAUGCAGAAGGAGAAGUCUGAUGUCGUCAUGCUUGAGCAGACGCAGACGCAUGAUGAGGAGAUUCUGAAGCCCGGCCCCAAGCUCGACUACUCGGGUGCCGCCGAGAAGACUGAUCCCCGCGAGAUUGCUCUUGUUAAGAAGCUGGAUCGCUGGAUACUCCCUAUGCUCUGGUCCAUGUACUGGUUGAACUACCUUGACCGCAAUGCGAUUGCCCUGGCACGUUUGGACGACUUAGAGGAAGACCUGAACCUCGAUAGCACGCAAUACCAGACGUGUGUGUCGAUUCUAUUCGUCGGUUACCUUUUGGGACAGAUUCCAUCCAACAUGUUCCUCACCCGCACCCGGCCUUCACGGUACAUGGGAACUGCAAUGAUGGUUUGGGCGAUUGUCAGUGCCAUGACUGCUCUGUCAAAGGACUUCAAGGGUCUUUUGCUCACACGCUUCUUCCUCGGUGUGACAGAAGCCCCCUACUAUCCCGGCGCCGUCUACAUUCUGUCAUCGUUCUACACACGAAAGGAGGUAGCUACUCGCAUUGCCAUUCUCUACACUGGAAACAUCCUCGCAACGGCCUUUGCUGGCCUCAUCGCAGCUGGCAUUUUCCACGGUCUAGGCGACGUUGCCGGUAUCACGGGAUGGCAAUGGCUUUUCAUCCUCCAGGGUGCCGUGACUUUCGUCAUCGCCAUCGUCGGCUUCUUCCUGCUCCCCGAUUACCCCCACAACACCAAGUGGCUCACACCCGACGAGCGCAUCCUAGCCACCUCACGCAUGGCCGCCGACACCGUAGGCGCCAAGGGCGAUACCUCAGUAUGGGCUGGCUUCAGCCAGGCAGCCAAAGACCCCAUGGUAUGGAUCUUCGCGAUCAUGGCACACAUGCACCUCGCCGCCAACGGUUUCAAAAAUUUCUUCCCCACCGUCGUGGCCACACUUGGUUUCAAUAAGACCAUCACCCUCGCCCUGACAUGCCCCCCUUACCUCGUCGCCGGCGCAGUCACCAUCGCCGUCUCCUGGUCCUCGGGAAAAUUCAACGAACGCACAUGGCACAUCACAAUCUCCAAGUGCGUGGCCAUCUUCGGCUUCGGACUCGCCUGCGCUGACAUCGGCACCGCGGGCCGCUACGUAGCAAUGUGCAUCUUCACCAUCGGCACGUACGGUGUCAACUCGCUAAUUCUCGGCUGGUGCGGAUCGACGUGCGGACAGACGCCCGAGAAAAAGGCCGUUGCUAUUGGAAUUGUUACGACGGUUAUGAACGCUUCGUUUAUCUGGACGCCUUAUCUCUGGCCCAAGUCUGAUGGUCCGAGGUAUAUCAUUGCGCUUAGCUCGUCGGCUGCGUUCUCCUUUGCGACGUUUGCCCUUGCGUGGUUGGCGAAGAUCAUCUUCGUUAGGAAGAACAAGGCGCUCCGUGAGUCUAACGAUGAGACUAUGACCUUUUACGUCUACUAGUUGGUCGUGUCUACUGGGCUGUACGGGUGAACUUGCUGGUGUGGCACCAUGGAUUGUGGAUGAACGAUGAACGGAUCCUUGGGUGGAUGGAUAAGAUGGAUAUGAGAAAUGAAUUUUAUGACUUUCAAUGCUUCUACGAGUGCG